AUGAGCCUCAACCCUCUCGGCGGCGGCGGCACUGGCAGCGGCGGUGCUCAUACGCAGCCGUCGCUACCGUCGUUGCCAGCCCAUCUCCAGUCGGAUACACAUCUAACUGCACACCUCGCCAGCCGCUUCCAUGUCUCGCUGCCAACAGCCCGCCUCUCAUCCCAUGCAUUGAUUUCUCUGAACACAUACUCGUCCUCAACCGCCGGUGCUGAUGGAGGAAAAGAAGGCAGCGCCUCAGCUGGCGCUGAAGACAUGGCAGAGCGUGCAUACAUCCGUCUCGGCCAUCGUUCUGAAAACCAGGCCAUACUGUUCCUCACGCCGCUAUCCAACAAAGUCUCUUUGGCCGCCUAUGUCUUUGAUACUCUGACAACCACCAAAACGGCCACUACUCCAACUGCCUCCAAGGCUGGCCUCUUCUACGAGUUACAAUACGAUACAUCAUCCAGCACCAACCCGUUGCUGCUGGGUGCCAAACUGCUAGAUCACCGACUGGAACGUAGCCGCAUAGCUGAUGUUCCCACGGGCGAACGUAACUUCCACAUUCUGUACUACCUCCUCGCCGGCACGAGCGCCGCAGAAAAGAACCAUCUAGGCCUCGAAGAUGCUCACACUGGUGCUCAGCAGCGCUGGAAGUAUCUUGGCCAUCCGACCCAGCUCAAGGUCGGGAUCAACGAUGCUGAGGGCUUCCAGCUGUUCAAGACCGCUCUGCGCAAGCUGGAGUUCCCCCGGACUGAAAUUGCAGAGAUUUGCCAGAUUCUCGCUGGUAUUCUUCACAUCGGGCAGCUAGAGUUCGAUACCACGUCUAGCACCAGCGUCAUGGGCAAUGAUAGUGGUGGAUUUUCCCACGAGGGUUCCCAGACUGUCAUCACAGUCAAGAACAAGGAUGUGCUGGCCAUUAUUGCCGCAUUUCUCGGUGUCAGUUCACAGGACCUGCAGGCUACUCUCGGCUACAAAACCAAGAUGAUUCACAAGGAACGGGUCACUGUCAUGCUUGACACCGUUGGUGCUCGCAGCAACGCCGAUGAACUCGCCCGGACGUUGUACUCGCUUCUUGUUGCUUAUGUCAUUGAAAAGAUCAACCAGAAGAUCUGUGCUCCUGAGGAGGCCAUUGCAAACACCGUCUCCAUUAUCGAUUUUCCCGGCUUCGCACAGCAGACGUCCACUGGGUCCGCUCUUGACCAGUUGCUCAACAACGCGGCCACUGAGUCGCUGUACAACCUGACGUUGCAGAACUUCUUCGACCGGAAGGCUGACAUGCUAGAGACCGAAGAAGUUAGUGUUGCCGCCACAAGCUACUUCGAUAACUCAGAUGCCGUAAAGGGCCUUUUGAAGCCUGGGAAUGGCUUGCUGAGCAUCCUGGAUGACCAGACACGGCGCCACCGCACCGAUAUGCAGUUGCUAGAUAGUCUUCGCAAGCGCUUCGAAGGCAAGAACCCAGCGAUCGCGGUGAGCUCUGCUACCGCCAAACUGCCUGGCAGCAACUUCCUGACCGAGAACACAUCGGCAACAUUCACCGUCAAGCACUUUGCCGGCGAGGUUGAGUACCCUGUGAGGGGUCUGAUAGAAGAAAACGGCGAGGUGAUCUCUGGCGAUUUGCUCAACCUCAUCAACUCGACCAAGAGCGAAUUUGUCGCCCGUCUCUUUGGCCAGGAAGCCCUGCAGACCAUUGUUCACCCACAGGAGCGGUCUACGGUCAUGCAGGCAUCUGUCAGCUCCAAGCCCAUGCGCACGCCAAGCGUCAUGUCGCGCAAGGGUCGUGGAGCCCCUCGGCGCCGACAAGAAGCUGCACUGCGGCAGAAGGAAUCUCUCGAUGACAUUGCCAGCGAAGCCGGUGCCCCUGCUGCCUCAGAGUCACGUCGCGGAGCGCCACGCGCCCCUUCCGAACAAGGUGCCUCUGGCCAGUUUCUGGCCUCUCUAGACAAUGUCACCAAGUCAUUCACGGGUCCCAACACAAAUGCUUACUUUGUGUUCUGUCUUAAGCCGAACGACAGACGUAUCGCCAACCAGUUCGACAGCAAGUGUGUUCGCGCACAGGUGCAAACUUUUGGAAUUGCCGAGAUCAGCCAGCGGCUGCGCUCGGCUGAUUUUAGCUUGUUCCUACCCUUUGGCGAAUUCCUGGGUCUUGCCAGUUCCGAUAUGCUACUGGUCGGCAGUGAGCGUGAGAAGGCCGAGGGUGUCAUCGAGGAGAAGCGGUGGCCGAGCAAUGAGGUCCAGGUCGGAGCCACAGGUGUCUUCAUCAGCGAGCGUUGUUGGAUGGAGAUAGCUCAGCUUGAGACCGGCUUAAUGUCUGCUCGUUACGGUGUGCCCUCUGAUGCCGGUGACGGCUCGAGCGCUGAUCCAUUUGGCGCUUCAAAGGAGCACCUGAUCUCUUCAUCCAACACUCCUUCCGCCAUCGGUGGAGACAAAAACCGUGCUGGCUACUUUGGCAGCAACGACAUCGACGCACGGUCCGAGGCCGGGGCGUCUGCCUUUGGUGCUGGCGACAUGUUCAAGAAUCUGGACACCCGCGAACAGAUGGCUGAGCGUGGCAAUGAAAAGACCAUGGAGGAGGUGGAAGAGUUCAAGGACUCGCCUUCACGAAAGCGCUGGGUUGCCAUGGUCUAUAUGCUGACCUUUUUCGUUCCCGAUUUUCUCAUCCGCAUCAUUGGUCGCAUGCCGCGGAAGGAUGUACGCCAGGCUUGGCGUGAGAAGCUUGCUAUCAACAUGCUCAUUUGGUUUAGCUGCUGCCUUGCAGCCUUCAUCCUGGUGGUUUUCCCUCUCAUCAUUUGCCCGACCCAACAUGUCUUCAGCGCGUCGGAGCUGGCCAACCACAAUGGCAAGAAAUCACACGCGUACGUUGCCAUCAGAGGGCAGGUUUUCGAUCUCACUGCUUUCCAGCCGACGCAUUAUCCCACCUACCUCUCCUCGAAGCUGCUCCUCAAUUAUGGUGGCAAAGAUAUUACCGCCUUGUUCCCCGUCCAGGUGUCCGCCUUGUGCGAGGGUGUGAGUGGUACUGGAAUCAACCCGGAGGUCACACUGGAUUUCACCAACACAAACUACACGGAUUCCAGCACAACUACCAGCACGGACUACAACGCCCAGUACCACGAUUUCCGCUAUUUCCAAAAUGAUACCCGUGACGACUGGUUCUCGGAGCAGAUGAUCAUGCUUCGUUCCAACUACAAAAAGGGCAACGUCGGUUACACAGCAAAGUAUGUGGGAACCCUGGCGAAGAAGUCCAAGUCCAUUGGCAUUCUUAGCGGUCGCAUCUAUGACUUGACCAACUACGUCGCUGGCGGCCGACAGCUCCUCACGAAAGCCGGGGAUACGAUCACGGGCACGUCCAGCGAUCUCAACUUUAUGAGCCAGCUCGUUGUAGAUCUGUUCCAGCAGAAGUCUGGUAAAGAUAUCACGAAGUACUGGAACGCCCUGUCUUUGACAAACGUGCAAAAGUCACAGAUGAAGCUCUGUCUGGACAACCUGUUCUACGUGGGCGAUGUCGACACGCGAAACUCGACCCGCUGCAAGUUUGCAACGUACUUCACGCUGGCGAUUUCGAUCGUCCUUUGCUCUGUCAUUUUCUUCAAGUUUGCCGCCGCGCUGCAGUUCGGCUCGAGAAACAUGCCUGAGAACCUCGACAAGUUCAUCAUGAUCCAGAUCCCUGCGUACACGGAAGACGAGGACUCGCUGCAUCGUGCCAUUGACUCGGUGGCGCGCAUGCGCUACGACGACAAGCGCAAGCUGUUGUGUAUCCUCUGCGACGGCAUGAUCAUCGGUCAGGGCAACGACCGACCAACACCGCGUAUUGUGCUCGACAUUUUGGGCGUGUCCGACACUGUCGACCCAGAGCCGCUCAGCUUCGAGUCGCUAGGCGAGGGCCAGAAGCAACACAACAUGGGCAAAGUCUAUUCGGGUCUGUACGAAGUCCAGGGCCACAUCGUUCCCUUCCUGGUCAUUGUCAAGGUUGGCAAGCCGUCCGAAGUGUCUCGGCCGGGCAACCGUGGCAAGCGUGACUCGCAGAUGAUCCUGAUGCGCUUCCUCAACCGCGUGCACUACAACCUGUCUAUGAGCCCGCUCGAGCUGGAGAUGUACCACCAAAUCCGCAACAUUAUCGGAGUGAAUCCUACGUUUUACGAGUUUAUGCUGCAGAUUGAUGCCGAUACCGUUGUCGCGCCCGAUUCGGCCUCGCGUUUUGUCUCGUCCUUUAUCAACGACACGAACCUGAUUGCCGUCUGUGGUGAAACGGCUCUGACGAAUGCAAAGUCCUCGUUUGUCACUAUGAUCCAGGUGUACGAGUACUACAUCUCGCACAAUCUGUCAAAGGCGUUCGAAUCCCUGUUCGGCUCUGUUACCUGUCUUCCCGGCUGUUUCUCCAUGUACCGCAUCCGUGCUGCCGAGAGUGGCAAGCCCCUGUUCGUGUCUCGGGAAAUUGUGGAGAGCUACUCGACCAUCCGUGUCGAUACGCUGCACAUGAAGAAUCUGCUGCACCUCGGUGAAGAUCGGUAUCUGACGACGCUGCUGCUCAAGUACCACGGCAAGUACAAGACGAAAUACAUCCAGAGCGCCCAUGCCUGGACCAUCGCGCCGGACUCCUGGCAGGUGUUCCUGUCACAGCGUCGACGCUGGAUCAACUCAACCGUGCACAACCUGAUGGAACUGAUGCCCAUGUCACAACUCUGCGGCUUCUGCUGUUUCUCGAUGCGCUUUGUCGUCUUUAUCGAUCUUCUGUCGACGCUUAUCCAGCCGGUCACCCUCGCGUACAUCGUCUACCUGAUUGUUGAGGUCGUCACGAAGAGGACAGUGGUACCCAUCACGGCCUUCAUCUUGCUCGGUGCAAUCUAUGGUCUGCAGGCUGCCAUUUUCAUCCUUCACCGCAAGUGGGAAAUGAUUGGCUGGAUGGUUAUGUACAUUGUGGCCAUUCCCGUCUUCACAUUCGCCCUACCGCUGUACUCCUUCUGGAACAUGGACGACUUCAACUGGGGCAACACCCGUGUGGUGGCUGGUGAGAAGGGCAACAAGAUUGUCAUUUCGGAUGAGGGCAAGUUCGACCCGUCGACAAUUCCGCGCAAAAAGUGGGAAGAGUACCAGGCCGAGCUCUGGGAUGCGCAGACAGCCCACGACGACGCACACUCCGAGAUCUCGGGAUACUCGUAUGCCACCAAGCAGGGCGGCCUGGCGGUCCACACCAUGCCCAUGUCUGAGUACGGCUACGCAUCGCGGCCUGGUUCGACCACCGGCUACGCGAUGCACGACAAGACGGCAGGGGGUGCAAGCCGCAUGAGCUUUGCGAUGACCGAGCAACCAGGCAACCGUAUGAGCCAGUUUGGCGGGAGCCAGUUCUUCGCCGGCUCCGAAAUGGAAAUGGCCAAUCUAGCAGGCCUGCCUAGCGACGACGCACUGCUGGCCGAGAUCCGUGAGAUCCUGCGGACGGCUGACCUGAUGACGAUCACGAAGAAGGCAAUCAAGCAGGAGCUUGAGCGGCGGUUUGGCGUCGCCCUCGACGCACGGCGUGCCUACAUCAACAGCGCAACGGAGGCACUCCUCUCUGGCCAGCUGUAA
Molecule: messenger RNA, 5538 nt
Organism: Grosmannia clavigera kw1407
Lineage: Eukaryota; Fungi; Ascomycota; Sordariomycetes; Ophiostomatales; Ophiostomataceae
Product: chitin synthase
Exons: 3
Coding region: 1-5538 (1845 amino acids)
Cellular component (GO): cell periphery; cell septum; myosin complex
Molecular function (GO): ATP binding; chitin synthase activity; cytoskeletal motor activity
Source: RefSeq, a predicted model, not a curated record